GACAGUAAGAUGGUUGGAGGCAAAGUAAAGAAACCUGGUAAACGUGGUCGGAAGCCAGCCAAAAUCGACCUGAAAGCAAAACUUGAGAGGAGCCGGCAGAGUGCAAGAGAAUGCCGGGCCAGAAAAAAGCUGAGGUAUCAGUACUUGGAAGAGUUGGUGUCCAGUCGAGAAAGAGCCAUAUGUGCUCUCAGGGAGGAACUGGAAAUGUACAAGCAGUGGUGUAUGGCAAUGGACCAAGGAAAAAUCCCUUCUGAAAUAAAAGCUCUACUCACUGGAGAAGAACAGAGCAAAGCUCAGCAGAACUCAAGCAGGCACACCAAGGUUGGGAAGACCGAAGCUAAUAAUUCUUGUAAAGAGCAGCAUAAUGAAAUCUUGGCGUCUCUCAGUCACCUGUAG
Molecule: messenger RNA, 396 nt
Organism: Elephantulus edwardii (Cape elephant shrew)
Lineage: Eukaryota; Metazoa; Chordata; Mammalia; Macroscelidea; Macroscelididae
Gene: CREBL2
Product: cAMP responsive element binding protein-like 2
Exons: 4
Coding region: 10-396 (128 amino acids)
Biological process (GO): regulation of DNA-templated transcription
Cellular component (GO): nucleus
Molecular function (GO): DNA-binding transcription factor activity
Source: RefSeq, a predicted model, not a curated record